ACAGAAAGGAACAUUGACGAAUGAUGAUAAUGAUGGUACCUUUUCUAUAUCAACUCAAAUUUGGUUUCCCACUAUAGUACAGCAAAUGCCAAAAGCCAAGUUAAUUCCCUUUCUCCACUCUUCACAAACACAAACACAAACACACGUAUUCUCUUGCAAAACUAAGAAUGAAGGAGGAGUUGGUGGUUGAAGAAGGGUACCUUUUCAAAGAAGAGACUCACUUCACAGUGCUCAAAACCUCUCUCUUCUUCAACGGUGAUGGCUUCGCUGUCUACGAUUGCAAAGGCCAACUCGUUUUCCGCUUCGACUCCUACGGUCCCCGCGCGCGUGACAAGGACGAGCUCGUUCUCAUGGAUCCCCAUGGCCGUUCUCUUCUCACUCUCCGCCGAAAGAAACCGAGUCUUCAUCAACGCUGGGAAGGCUUCAAAGGGGAGAGAACGGAGGGUCAUAAACCCAUUUUCAGCGUCAAGAGAUCGUCGAUCAUCGGACGGUCGAGGACCAGCGUGGCGGUGGAGGUGUACGAUAGCCCCGGUGUGGAGUACCUCAUCGAAGGUUGCUUCCCGCAGCGCUGCUGCAAGGUUUUCAAUGCCGCUAAGGAACUUGUGGCUGAGAUUCGUCGCAAAGUGGACCCCACCACCAGCGUUAUGCUCGGGAAGGAAGUCUUUUGGCUCUGCGUGAAGCCUGGUUUCGAUGCGGCCUUUGCCAUGGGAUUGGUAUUGGUACUUGAUCAGAUCAACGGUGAGAAUUACUUUGAUGAUAGAAUCUUGGAGCCCUCGGUGCACCCUGCUGCAGAAGAUCUGGGAUUUGUUUCACCGGUUCCAGUUUGAGAUUAUCAGAUUUGUCUUGUUUUCUGAUUCUGACGUUUUACUCACUGAUCGUUGGAGUGUUCCCUCUCAAAGGGUUUUCUUUCUCUCUGCCCUUUUUUUUUUAUGGCUCAUCUCGUUUUUUUUUGUAAAAAAAAAAAAUAAUGAUGAUGUUCUGGAUCAUAAUCACUAUGCGAUCUUGUACAUUCUAUAUGCAUUGAAAGUUAAAGAUAAACUUAUCUUAAUUUCCCAUGCUUGCUUGAUUUGCUCUUUAAUUUUAUCAUUGGCUGAAUGGAUACUUUCAGUUAAAUGGUCGAUGCUGUACAAUAAUACCUUCCAAACCUAAGUAUAUGGUUCAAUUAAA
Glycine soja is the source of this 1167-nucleotide messenger RNA. Its product is annotated as protein LURP-one-related 5-like. The transcript is spliced from 2 exons. NCBI's taxonomy places the organism in Eukaryota, Viridiplantae, Streptophyta, Magnoliopsida, Fabales, Fabaceae. The coding region runs from base 168 to 827 and encodes 219 amino acids. The record is from RefSeq and is a predicted model, not a curated record.